Molecule: messenger RNA, 1158 nt
Organism: Thermochaetoides thermophila DSM 1495
Lineage: Eukaryota; Fungi; Ascomycota; Sordariomycetes; Sordariales; Chaetomiaceae
Exons: 3
Coding region: 1-1158 (385 amino acids)
Cellular component (GO): cytoplasm
Source: RefSeq, a predicted model, not a curated record
AUGACUCUCACCGUGCUCACCGACAGCCAGAUCCAGGAGCUCCUCAAGAACCUGACGCGCUCCGAGCUAGAAGGCUUCCAGAAAAACUUAGAAUCGGCUCUCCACGAGUACUCCAAAGCCCGCCAUGCAGGCCCCAAAGCAGCAACCGCGAUCCAGCAGCCCGAGAGAGUCUCCAUCUACAACCCCGUAACAGGAGCCACAACGCUAUUCAUGCCAUCUUCCAGUGAGACGGGAAAUGCUGUCAAGGUCAUAACCCUCUCCUCUCCAGGCCCCUCAUUCCCCCAUAAAAACAACAGCCCAAAACCCACAAUCCGCCCAACAGGCGCAGUAACCUUCUUCCGCCCCGACGGCUCCCCUUUAGGCCUCCUCCAUGCCAGCGCCCUAACUGCCUUCCGCACGGCGCUUGCCUCACUCUCGGUUAUCACCCACCGCCCUGUCUCCCCAACCCAUGGCUCUGAAACGCUUGUUGUGUUUGGAUGUGGCGAGCAGGCUUAUUGGCAUGUGCGUCUGACGCUGGUGACGAGAGGGAAGGCAGUAGGGAGGGUUAUUUUCGUGGCUAGGAGGAGGAGUGGGGCUGUGGAAGAGGUGGUAAGGAGGUAUCAGGGGGAGGGUAGGUGGGUGGGGUGUAGCUUUGAGGUGGUUUCUGCUGAAGAUGACGAUUAUGAGAGAAGAUUGGAGAAGGUGUUGAGAGCAGCGGAUGUGAUUUUCUGUUGUACGCCUUCCACAAAGGAGUUAUUUGAUGCGGGGAUGCUGGAUGAGACGAAGAGGCGGUUGGUUGUGGCGAUUGGGAGUUAUAAGCCCGAGAUGAGGGAGAUCCCGGGGGAGCUGGUAAGGAGAGCGCUAGUUGAUGAUGGGGAGAGUCAUGCCGGGGUUGUGGUGGUUGAUACUGUUGAGGGGGCGAUUAUGGAGGCAGGUGAGUUGAUUGCUGCUGGGGUAAAAGAGGAGCAGCUUGUUGAGUUGGGUGAAAUCGUGCACCCCAAUAGUGUUGGGGUCCUGCAGGAUCCAAGAGACCGCAAACAGGAUUUAAGGCAAUGGCUCCAAGCUGGCAAUGUUAUUUACAAGAGUGUUGGGUUCGGUCUUAUGGACCUGACAGUCGGGACAUAUCUUAUACAGCUUGCAAACGAAAAGGGGGUUGGAACACGUAUCGAGGGGUUCUAG